Molecule: messenger RNA, 465 nt
Organism: Loa loa (African eye worm)
Lineage: Eukaryota; Metazoa; Nematoda; Chromadorea; Rhabditida; Onchocercidae
Exons: 2
Coding region: 1-465 (154 amino acids)
Source: RefSeq, a predicted model, not a curated record
AUGGUUGUAUUGCAGGUAUUGCUGUGCUUGGUAUUCAUGGUGAUGAUGGUAGCAGUAGCAGUUUUAGUGGUAGCAAUAGUGGUUAGUAGUAGUAGUUGUUGUUGUAGUUGUAGUUGUGAAAGUAGUAGUAGUAACAGAAGAAACAGGCUUACCAACUAUCCGGUCCUUGUUCCUCCUCGUUGGCCCGUUUUCGUCGUCGUCGUUGGUUUAGUUUUGGUGCCGCACGGCAAAGACUGGAUCGUGACCGCUCCUGCUAGGUGCCUGUUGAUGGUGCUGGUAAAGGGCAGGGCAAGUUAUCGUCGUUACUGGUCCGUAAUGAUUGGUGCUUAUGAUGAUGAUGGUGAUGAUGAUGAUGAUGAUGAUGGUGGGAUGAUUUUGGGAUGGCCGAUUGGAAUGGAAUGGAAUGAAAAGGAGGGCGAACUUUUCAACGACACAAGAAAAGAGGACAGUCGUGAGCGAUAUUGA